AUGGAUAUGACUCCGCAGUUGCGGGUUCCCUGGUUCACCAAGUGCAUUCUAGCCUAUCUCCUCUGCGCCUGUCCACCGAUCUGGAUCAUCGAAUUGCACCACCUACAACAGCUCAAUGAUGCCACCAAGGCCGCGAUUCAACAGCAGGCGGCUCAGAAACAGCCUGAACUGGCACCAAACCCUUGGGACAAGACAGGUCUUCAAUAUAAUAAGCCAAAUGUAAGCAACAGUGUUAUCCAAAACUGA
Molecule: messenger RNA, 246 nt
Organism: Dibothriocephalus latus
Lineage: Eukaryota; Metazoa; Platyhelminthes; Cestoda; Diphyllobothriidea; Diphyllobothriidae
Source: the annotation of a GenBank genome assembly